Messenger RNA from Salvia splendens (bonfire salvia), 725 nucleotides. RefSeq lists its product as uncharacterized. Lineage: Eukaryota; Viridiplantae; Streptophyta; Magnoliopsida; Lamiales; Lamiaceae. The record is from RefSeq and is a predicted model, not a curated record. The transcript is spliced from 2 exons. The coding region runs from base 216 to 725 and encodes 169 amino acids.
AUCUCUCGCUCAAGAGUCAUGUCGCCAUAUCGUCGGUAUGCAAUUGAAAUUCGAUUUUUUCUUCAUUCGAUUCUCUUUUGAUUUAUUUGAGCUCGUUUGUGGAAUUGUGGUCCUUUCCCCCGUUAUUUGCACCGGCAAAACUCUUCUUUUUUGUUGUAUUUUGAUUUGUUUGAUCGAUCACCAACAAUUACAGGAAUGAAGGAUUUGCUUCUAGUAUGACCAUUGCCAAAAGUAUUGCAUCUGAAAUGGGUGUAGAGCCAUCAUUUUCAGUGAAGCGCAAGGCUCAAAGGAAGAAACAUUUUGAUGAAAUUGACACCAAUGAAGAAAUUCUACAAGCUGAGAAGGCUUUUGAGGUCAAUUACUUCUUGGUCGUGGUUGAUAUGGCAAACACCUCAUUGAAAAGUAGAUUUGAAGAACUACAAACAUUCAAAAGUAUAUUUGGGUUUUUACUUAGCUCAACAACUUUGAAGUCACUAAAUGAUACUGAAUUAGAAGAUUGUUGCACCAAAUUUGCGAAAACAUUCUCUUCGCAUGACACAUCUGAUGUGGAGGUAAAUGAUCUAAUAUCUGAGUUGAAGGUUUUGAAGCUAAGUUUGCCGGAAAGGCCAAUGUCUUCUAUGGACAUUUUUGAAAAGAAGCUUUUCAAAGUUGAAACUGUUGAAGAAUUAUUUAAGAUCUACGAUGUCUCAACAACGGCUGAACGGGCUUGCCACUUUAUGUAUUGA